AUGUUGCUUGCUUGUCUUUAUGUUGAUAAUAUAAUUUUCACCGGAAACAAGCCAGCCAUGUUCAAAGACUUUAAAAGAAGUAUGAUCCAAGAAUUUGAAAUGACAGAUAUUGGAUUGAUGGCUCAUUUUCUCGGCAUUGAAGUGGCACAAAGAAAAUAUGAAAUUUUUAUUUCCCCAAGUGGCUAUGCCAAGGAAAUUCUCAAGAGAUAUGGAAUAAAAAAUUACAAUCCAGUGAACACUGCUGUAGACAGUGGAGUGGAGCUCAAAAAAGGUACAAAGGCAAGUGAUGUGGAUCCAACUUAUUACAAGAGCCUAGUUGGAAGUCUUCGCUAUCUUACUUGCGCUAGGCCAGACAUGCUCUACGGAGUAAGACCGAUUAGCAGAUAUAUGGAAACACCAAAUCAGUCACACCUUUAUGCAGCAAUGAGGAUCCUUCGGUACAUCAAAGGUACAAUCAAUGAUGGUUUAUUCUAUAAAUCAACUGAUAAUUUCAGUUUUGUUGGCUACUCAGAUAGCGACUGGGUACGUGACUUGGAUGAACGGAAAAGUACUACGGAAUUUACUUUCUUUAUGGGAGAAGUAAGCAUAUUGACACCCGUUGUCAUUUCAUCCGCGAGCAUGUGA
Molecule: messenger RNA, 624 nt
Organism: Camellia sinensis
Lineage: Eukaryota; Viridiplantae; Streptophyta; Magnoliopsida; Ericales; Theaceae
Source: RefSeq, a predicted model, not a curated record